AUAGCUGACUACUGGGGCAGAAAUGGAAGAGAAAUGCUGAAUUUGUAGACAAACUCUGAAAAUUAUCCAGUUACGAAUAUUCAUAUGUGGCUUGGAAUUGUUUAUGGCGCUUGUGCCAUUAACUUCUGGGGAGAAGGGUUCCAUAGGUAUUAUCUUUCACAUUAUGGUAAAUCGUUGUUUACAGAAUUUCUUGCUGCUUCACAGGUCUCUGAUGCUGUUAAAUUCACAAGAGUAUUUCUUUAAAAGUUAAGAAGCCUGCUUUGUGUGGUAGUCUCUGGAAACACAUCUCAAAGGGUGCUUAUGGAUAAAAGAUGAGAAGAGGGCCAGAGGAUACCCAAAUGAAGCAGAAGUCAAUGGCGAUAAGGAUGGGCAAUUAUGGCAGAUGGAACAAAGUAUCUUUCUCUAAACUGGACUUCAACCACACAGUCGAAGCUGUAUCAGGGUUUUGGGGGGAGGGGCUGAUGCCUGCUUGUUCUUAAAGUGACCUUUAUUCACUGCCCAGUACAUGGAACUCAGCAUUGCCCUGCAUUCUAUACCUUUGUGAUAAUGCUGUAGUCUUUGAAUGCUGCCUUCAGUUCUGCCAAGGAGAGAAAGAUAGAUCAAGCUGGGCUUGGCUUUGUAGGCCAGAUGGGAUUUUUGAUCAUGUUACUCCUGAUGCAGAAAUUACUGCCUGUGCCAGGUCUUCAAAGCCAGCAUGUAAGAUCUGUCCCAGAAGACUUCAUUGCGCCCUUGGAGCUCCAGCAGAAACAGUUUGGCUUAGUGGAUGAUUAUGGCCUUAAACCACGCCACCCCAAGCUCCAGAUACGGAAACAACGUAAGGAGUCAGAAACACUGCACAGAACACAUAAAAGCAAAAGGGACGAACCCAAUUUUGAAGAGUAUUAUUACGAUGACCUCUUUUGA
Molecule: messenger RNA, 903 nt
Organism: Ahaetulla prasina
Lineage: Eukaryota; Metazoa; Chordata; Lepidosauria; Squamata; Colubridae
Gene: FREY1
Product: Frey regulator of sperm-oocyte fusion 1
Exons: 4
Coding region: 628-903 (91 amino acids)
Source: RefSeq, a predicted model, not a curated record